AUGAAUAUUACUAGUAAUCUUCAUAUCUCAUGCAGACAACAAGUUAUGAUAUGGAAAACUAAAGUUAUUGUAAUUGAAAAACAAUCAUCAAAGCCUUCCAGACAAGGCAAUGGAAGGUACAAGCAUUUGAUGUUAAUAGAUACUCAGGGUAAUACUAUUCAAGCUAGCUUAUAUGAUUCCAAUAUCACUGCUUUUGAGGAUCAACUUGUUUUGGAAAAAACUUAUACUAUUUCGAAAGCUUAUGUUAAGAACAAUACGAUAAACUACAGAUAUUCCAUUGGCUCUCUACAAUGGACAAUAUCUGGAGAAACUCAUAUUAAAGAACUAAAUGAAGAUAAUCUAGAUUUCCUUCAAAUUCGUACUGCUUAUGUUCAGAAAAAAGAAAAUUUGAUGGCUCAUUUCAAAUUUGCAGAUAUACUUGCAAUUGCAAUUGAUAUGACGCCCAAACGAUUGAUUCAAUCCAAAGAUGGCAACCAAACUUGGUUGGAAGAUAUCAUACUUCUAGACAUGAAUUUCAAAACAAUGAUGCUUACACUUUGGGAUUCAUUUGUUGACAGAGAAUACUUACUGAUAGCAGACAUUAUUGACAAAAAGUUAGUCAUCUUUGCAACCCGUCUAAAGAUUACAUCAUUCUUUGGUUUAAAAUUGUCCACGAAAUUUCGUUCCACUUUCUUCAUAAAUACACCUUUCAACGCAGUAAAACAAAUGACAGAAUGGGUAAGAACAAAUUCCAUUAAAAUAGAUGAUUUUGUAUUGAAAAAAUCAUACAUGGACAAAAGCCCCACAAAUCUUUCUCUAUCUGUGCGAAGUAAAUUCACUCCUAUUCAAAAUCUUCAAGGGCGCAUUCUAACGGUAAUAUUAAGGGCUAGAGCAUAUGUGCAGCUUUCAGAUGUCACGGGAUCAAUCAGUGCAAAUGCAAUUGGUGAACCAGCUAAGAAACUAUUAUUUACAACUUCACAGUCUUUGAUGGAGGAAACCAAAUCUGAUACUGAACGAGCUUUCUACUUAAAAGUAUCGCAAAAUGAACCUAAUUCAUCAAGUUACAGAUUUGAUAUCAUCUCUGUAACAGGCUUAGACCAUCCAAGUCCAGGACAAGAAAUCCAAGGAAAUAUUGACCAUACAAGUCUUGAACCAAAAAUUCAAACAAACGUUGAUAGUCAGAUUGUGGUUACAGCAGUUGGGAAAAAUGUUAGUACAGACUAUCAAGAAGAUUGGUCACCUCCAGCGAAAAAAGCCCUUAUCAAAUCUUCCAAUGAUAGUUCCAGUUCAAAAGUGGCUUGUGAUGAAAACAUAAGUUUAGACACAAAUCCAUUUGCUCACAAAGAAAAAAUGGAAUAA
This is a messenger RNA of Olea europaea var. sylvestris, 1338 nucleotides long. RefSeq lists its product as uncharacterized. The record is from RefSeq and is a predicted model, not a curated record. The coding region runs from base 1 to 1338 and encodes 445 amino acids. Lineage: Eukaryota; Viridiplantae; Streptophyta; Magnoliopsida; Lamiales; Oleaceae. The transcript is spliced from 8 exons.